CGAGGGGUGUCUCCUCUGGAUAACCACCGUAUCCCGGGCUGGAGAGCUGCUGAGAUUUAACACUUCAUCACCUGCUGCCGCUCGGGAAGCAGCUUUGGAGCUUCGGCUUGUUUUUUUCUCCUACUUUGGGUACCACACAACCGCCACCGUGUCUCGCCAGCGAGCCAAGAUGUCCAAAGUGGCCAAAUACCGGCGACAAGUUAGUGAAGAUCCAGAUAUAGACAAUUUAUUGUCUACUUUGUCUCCAGAGGAGAUGGAGGAGCUGGAAAAGGAGCUGGAUGUGGUGGAUGCGGACGGGAGCAUCCCUGUGGACGGCAGUCAGACAAACCAAUCAGAAAACCCCUCACCUGGCCCUCAAAACUGUGACACGACGCUCAACCACCACGACAAGGACACCAGGAGGCUCCUGCAGCGGGAGCACUCGGUAGACGAAAGCAGGUUGAGCAAGAAUAAGGGAGACAAAAAUCAAGACGAAAAAGGAAAGGAAUCUUCUUCCAAAGACCUGGCCCAGAAACGAGAUACUAAAGUGGGGAAAGACUCUAAAAAGGAAGAAAGUGUUUCGAAAACAGACCUGAAAGGUAAAGCUGAGACUGAGACCAAGAGCAAAGAGAAUAAAGCUAUGAAUGAUAAAGUCAAGGCCAUGGAGAAAAAGCUUAUGGGGAAGGACAAGAAGGAAGAAGAGAAGGGUUCAGUGUUGAGGAAGGACACAGGGAAGGAAAAAAAGGAGGAAGAGAAGAGCUCAGGGUUGAAGAAGGAUGCAGGGAAGGAUAAAAAGGAGGAAGAUAGCAGCUCAUCUUUUAAAAAGAAGGAUGCAGGGAAGGAUAAAAAGGAUGAAGAGAAAGUCUCAGCAGAAAAGGAGGAGACAGAGAAGGAAAAAAAGCAAGAAGAAGAUUCAGCAUCAAAGGACACAGGGAAAGACAAAAAGGAGAAGAGUUCAGAAUCAAAGAAACAUGCAGAAAAAGACAUUAGAGGGGAAGGUAAGAAAGAAAAUUAUAAAAAAGAAGAGGAAAAGGCUUCAGCUCUGAAAAAAUCCAAGGCAGAUGAGAAGGACAAAUCCCAGGCAGAAGCAGAAAAGGCAGAAAAGGUGGAGGAGAAACAGGAGGCCAAGGCAGGAGCAGGAAGCAGUCCUUCCAAGCCUUCCUCCAGCAGCUCUGCAGAUCAAGCCAAGGACGACGAAGCCUCCAGCAUCUUUGACGAGCUCAUCGAGAAGGUGAAGAACAAUGAUGCUGAGGUGACCGAGGUCAACGUGAAUAACUCUGACUGCAUCAACAACGAGACCCUGGUGCGCUUCACCGAGGCCCUGGAGUUCAACACUGUGGUCAAGGUGUUUGCCCUGGCUAACACCCGCGCUGAUGACCACGUGGCCUUUGCCAUUGCCAUAAUGCUCAAGUCCAACAAGGUGCUGACAAGCAUCAACUUAGACUCCAACCACAUCACUGGCAAGGGUAUCCUGGCCAUUUUCCGGGCACUGUUGCAGAACAACACGCUGACAGAGCUACGUUUCCACAACCAGCGGCACAUCUGUGGGGGAAAGACAGAGAUGGAGAUUGCCAAGCUCCUGAAGGAGAACACCACGCUCUUGAAGCUGGGCUACCACUUCGAGCUGGCUGGGCCACGCAUGACCGUCACCAACCUGCUGAGCCGAAACAUGGACAGGCAGAGGCAGAAACGCCUCCAGGAGCAGAAACUGGCACAGGAACAGGGCGAGAAGAAAGUCCUCCUGGAGGUGCCCAAGGCUGGACCACUGUUGAAGGGGUCCCCCAAGGCAUCCCCGCAGCCAUCUCCCAAGGCUUCCCCCAAAAGCUCUCCCAAGAAAGGGGGGGAACCUGCCAUGCCACCCCCACCUCCUCCUCCGCUCGCCCCACCACUGAUGAUCAAUGAGAACCUGAAGAACUCGCUCUCGCCAGCCACGCAGAGAAAGUUGGGAGACCGGGCGCUGCCAGUCCAGGAGAAGAACUCUCGGGACCAGCUCCUGGCAGCCAUUCGCUCCAGCAACCUCAAACAGCUCAAGAAGGUGGAGUUGCCGAAGCUGCUGCAGUAGGGAGCGGGAGGACUUUUUCCCUGCAGCCCAUGGCAGACCCCCAGACUCUCACCUUUCUCAUGACCAUUUCCAUGACAAGCCCUUUGGAACCUGCAGUGAUCGACGCCAAGGAGCAGGGAUCUCUCUGGGACACAGAGGACAGGCCAGGCCCAGCAGGACAAGAUGGAGGUUGUGUUUAUUUUUUGAUGGUUGUGAAGCCUUCAAGCUCGCUCUUCUACCAGCACCGUGCCCCGCUGGAGAUGCCAAGAAAAGAGCAGGGGUCUGCAGAGCUGAUCCUUAUGGAAAUCCCCUGUCAGAGCAUAAGGAAGGGGUUUGACACCCUCUAUCCAGGGUCCAGCCUGGGGUGAGCAGGAGUACCCCCAGCCCUGGGGUGGAGCAGGGGACACCCAGACCAUCAUCACAUCACCACAAGGUGUCUGGGUGGCCAGCAGAGUUUUGGGAUUAAGGUGCAGCAGUGGCUGCAGAGUCGGGGGUUCAAGCUUGACAUCAGGAGGAAUGGGAGGGUUGAAGAAAGGAGCAGCCAGGGAGAGAGGGGGCAUGGAAGUGGUGGGACAUGGGGAGCCAGGCUGGAGCCAGGAGCUCGGGGCAUCUUGUACGCACCCACAGCACUGUGGAGGGACCCCCAGAGCCCUCAGAGCAUGGAAAUUAAAUCCACCUUACAGAGAGUAGGGAAAGCACCGG
This is a messenger RNA of Pseudopodoces humilis (Tibetan ground-tit), 2722 nucleotides long. It is a transcript of the gene LMOD1, whose product is annotated as leiomodin 1. The record is from RefSeq and is a predicted model, not a curated record. Gene Ontology annotation, cellular component: cytoskeleton; striated muscle thin filament; myofibril. Gene Ontology annotation, molecular function: tropomyosin binding; actin binding. NCBI's taxonomy places the organism in Eukaryota, Metazoa, Chordata, Aves, Passeriformes, Paridae. Gene Ontology annotation, biological process: muscle contraction; myofibril assembly; pointed-end actin filament capping.